AUGGAUACUGAUAUUGAUCAUCAUCAUAUUAAAUCCAUUGAAUUCAAUAAUGUUAGUACAAUUUGGACAAGAUUAAUCUCUAAUGAAUUAAAUUAUGUACAAAAUAAUCCUAAAUUAUUUACUCAUUUAUUAAAUAAACAAAAUAUUCAUAAUGAUGAUCAAAUUAAAAAAUUAGCAUUACAAGCUAAUUCUACACAAUUAUCUGCUUCAUUUUAUUAUCGUAUUGUUAAUUAUAUUAAUAAUAAUGCAACAAAUGAUUUACGUCGUAUCAUAUCUUUUAUAAAUGAAUUUGACAAAGGUAAUAUUUGUAUGAAAAGUACUAAAAAAGCUCAACAUUAUAGAAAAUUAGGAAAUGAUUUAUUCAAGCAAGGUAACUUGAAUGCUUCAGCAACAGCUUAUCGAACUGGUUUACUUCAUGCACCUAAUGCAUAUUUCAUGUCAUCGACUAGUCAAAAUGAUGAAUUUUGUUUAGAAGGUGCAUUGUUGCACGGUAAUUUAUCUGUUGUACUUGCACAUCAACAAUUAUGGUCAUCUUGUUUAGAAUCUGUACUAACUGCAUUGGAAUUACACUUGAAUGUGACAAAUAUACAGAAUUGUAGUAAUAAUUCACCACUUAUCUCUUUACUUAAUAAUGAGAAUAAAAACAAUAUAAAGAACCAUUGGGAUAUCCCAACACCAAAAUACGAUCAUAACCUUUUGUACCAUGGGCUUUCAAACGGUGUACGUAUUGAUACAAAUCAUGAAAAAGGCAGACAUAUCAUCGCUACUGAAUCCUUUGAACCAGGCGAUAUUAUAGCGGUUGAGCCUGCUGGUGGAUGGGCACAAAACAGAAAUGCACACUCCUAUGAUAAUGAUAAUAAUGAUCGUAACACAUUUGAAUAUUUACUACUUCUACCGUCACAACGUAUGAAUCAAUGUUUGAAAUGUUUUAAUCAACUAAACUCCGUUGGUUUUGUCUGUCCAUACUGUUGUGAUGCUGCGUAUUGUGAAUUGUCAAAUAGAACUAGUUGUAAUUCUUAUUGCGCAAAAAUUUCAAAUCCUUCAUACUUAUUUCGUGAUUUUCAACAACCUGCUUGGCAUCUGGCAGAAUGUCGAUUUAUGUUUCUUUUAAAUUCCAUUGGAUUGGGUCAUUUAUGCUUUCGUCUCGCAUGGCUUCGUCAGCGCUAUCAUCAUCCAUCUUCCGACGAAAUUAUCAAUGAUAAUAAUUCAUAUUUUACUACUGAUCAAUUAAUUGAACAUUUUACAAACUUUCACGUUGAUGAAUUAUUCGAAUAUGCACUUACUGGUUGGUUAAUUUCGAAACUUUUAAGCUAUAAUAGUAAUAAUGGUAAUAAUAAAACAAAUUUGCAAUCAACUAACAAUGAAUUGAUCCAAGGUCUCUGGUGUUUCGACACGUUAAGACGUCUUCAGUGUAAUGCACACGCUAUCACUGAAAUCCAGGUCAAUGAUCCUGAUAUUCAAACAUGGCUCCCUUCGGAUCAAAUAAAUGUUAAUGAUGUUAAUGAUCGGAAAUUAAUUUAUCCUUUGAUUUGUAAAUUGCAACAAAUUCGCAUUGCAACUGGCCUGUUCCCAUGUGUUAGCUUAUUAAAUCAUUCAUGCGAUCCGAAUAGCAUUCAUGAUUUUCAAAAUUCAUACUUAAUUUUACGUUGUUUAAAACCAAUUCUACCUAAUACUGAAGUAUUUCAUUGUUAUGGCCCGCAUUAUUUACAUUAUCCAUCAAGUGUUCAACGUGUAACACUUCUUCAACAACAAUAUUUCUUUAUAUGUCAUUGUGAACAUUGUGAUAAAUCUGUUCAAUCUUCAUCAUCAUCAUCUACUUUAAGUAAAGAUCAACAAAUGUCUAUUGUCCCAACUAAAGAAAUGUUAAACUCAUGGAAAGAUGCUGUUGACAAUGUAAGUGUUAUUAUUACAGUUUAG
Schistosoma mattheei is the source of this 1917-nucleotide messenger RNA. The record is from the annotation of a GenBank genome assembly. NCBI's taxonomy places the organism in Eukaryota, Metazoa, Platyhelminthes, Trematoda, Strigeidida, Schistosomatidae.